This is a messenger RNA of Babesia bovis T2Bo, 1410 nucleotides long. RefSeq lists its product as uncharacterized. The record is from RefSeq and is a predicted model, not a curated record. Bases 62 to 1396 code for a protein of 444 amino acids. The transcript has 2 exons. NCBI's taxonomy places the organism in Eukaryota, Apicomplexa, Aconoidasida, Piroplasmida, Babesiidae.
UGAACAAACAAUAAAAUUAGUUCAAAUAAAUACAAGGAAGCCAUGACUUUGUCUUUACAUAAUGAAGCGGCAUUAUGAAGAUCCAUCCCUUGACCUUGUCGGCCGUUCUGCUGCUGAACGCCGUAUGGAUCGUUUUUAUAACCACCAAAGAUCAAUUCUACGGAAGACAGGCUCAUCAUCUGCAUUUGACACUAAAGCGCGUGAACAAAAAGACUUACCGUUCCAAUCAAACAAUCUGUCCAGUCCGACUUCUGCAAAAGCUGUAGAAACUGACUCCACGUCGCGCAGAAGUGUGAGUGGUAUUCUUUUGGAUUUAUCGCAGCGUCAUUUACGCGAUCGCAAGCGGUUUUCUAAAAGUUUGAAUCUUUUAACAAAGUUAUGUAAGGGUUACUUGGAUGACAAGGAUAAUGUCGAAUACACUGAAGUAUCUCUGUCUGAUUUCCUUAAAGUUUUUUAUAUAACAGACCAUAUUUUUGUAUCGGAAUUCAGUGGUGACGUGCCUAAGGAUAGCAUUGACGUUAAGGAAGCAUGUGCGAACUUUGUUAGCUCUGUAGUGGAUCGUUUGUUAACAUGGGAUUUAACACCUUAUGAGAAGGGAUUGUUACACGUCCUCAAGCUAGACCUUGGAUAUACAACUUCGCUAUGGUAUGAGAAUGAUUCAUUUCGUUUUCACGCCAUCCUCUCUCAACUUGAUCCUUAUUUUACCAAUUUCCAAUCAGUUGAUACACAUCCAAGCUCACUAAAGGAAGAGCGGGCGAUCGGUAAUCCCAAACCACGAAAUGACGAACAAUAUUUUGGGGACGUGAAUGAAUCAACUGACCAACCAUCAGAGUCUUCGGAGCGUGCGGUAACUACCCAUCAUGACGUAACGUCAGUAACCAUUCCACAAAACAAGGAUGGCGGGACGCUAUUGGAUACUAAAAAGCUAGAUAGUAAUGAUGAAUCGCAAGAGGAAAAUGCAGAUCGGCACUCAAGCAUUUCUAGUUACGGAGAAAAUGCGGCGAUUGAGAUAAAUACUGCAGAAAGCCCUGAAGGUGGUAUUCGAGGUUUACCGGAUAUACCCAGUCUUACUGAGUUACUUGAAUUACAAAAACGUGCAUAUUGUCGCGUUAUGCAGGUAAUAUAUACUUUCUUUACAUUUCCAUGGGCAAAAGUAUCCAUAGAGUCGUUAUUUCAGCGUGUAUAUUUGCAACGACAUCUUUUUUGCGGGACUGACCAGAAGCGCAUCACUGAAUGGCAGCAUCACAUCAAGGCGUCCAAGGGGAAGUCGUACAAAGGUGGACCUAUUGCACGUGCCAUUGGGGAAUCUACCUUUGAACUCAAGGACGCUCGUGAUGAGAAGCUCGUUUGCGUCCACGGAUCACAAGUAUGGAGCAAUCGCCAAUUUGGCAUAUAGUUACAAUAUUCAGU